AUGAAGGCAAGCAAUCCCAAUAUGCAUGAGCAUGCAUUCAUCUUGAUUUUUGCAGAGGAGGAAUCCAAGCUUAAAAUUUGUGAAGAAUCCCACGAAGUAAAGGAGAAAGCAGGACAUGGGUUGUGUAGGGAAGAUGCAGAAGAUGAUGACGAUAAGGAGCUUCCAAGUGGAAAAGUCAGCCAUGGAUUCCAUUUGCCUGAUUUUUGGACAAACCCAAAACAAGCAGUCAGGAGAGCUUAUAAAGCUACAAAUGAUGAGAUUUUGGGAAAAGUUUUAUGCAGAGAUGGUGUAGCAAAACAGAUAACUGUGGAUCACAACCCGGAGACAGAGAAGGAGAAGGAUCUUGUUGAAAGCAGAGGAACUGUUCCGCGUGUGGAUGGCCAACUAGCUAUGACAAGGGCAUUUGGGGAUGGAAAACUGAAGGAUCACAUAACUUCAGAACCAGAUAUAAAAGUUAAGAAGAUCGACGAUGAAACAGAUUUCAUCAUUUUGGCAAGUGAUGGCUUGUGGAAGGUGAUGUCAAACCAAGAGGCUUACGAUUGCAUUGGAGAAUUAGAUGAUGCUCAGGAAGCAGCUGAGAAGUUGAUUGAAGAAGCAUUAUCUAGGGAAAGAUAUGAUGAUGUCUCCUGCGUAGUUGUUGUCUUUCACUAA
Prunus armeniaca (apricot) is the source of this 651-nucleotide messenger RNA. The record is from the annotation of a GenBank genome assembly. Lineage: Eukaryota; Viridiplantae; Streptophyta; Magnoliopsida; Rosales; Rosaceae.